This is a messenger RNA of Zea mays, 306 nucleotides long. Its product is annotated as clathrin heavy chain 1-like. Lineage: Eukaryota; Viridiplantae; Streptophyta; Magnoliopsida; Poales; Poaceae. The record is from RefSeq and is a predicted model, not a curated record. Gene Ontology annotation, molecular function: clathrin light chain binding. Bases 49 to 291 code for a protein of 80 amino acids. Gene Ontology annotation, biological process: receptor-mediated endocytosis; intracellular protein transport. Gene Ontology annotation, cellular component: Golgi apparatus; clathrin complex; plasma membrane. The transcript has 3 exons.
CUUGUUGAGUUCUUUGGCACAUUGUCAAGAGAGUGGGCUUUGGAAUGCAUGAAAGACCUUCUACUGGUUAAUCUGAGGGGAAAUCUUCAGAUUGUUGUGCAGGCCGCGAAAGAAUACUCUGAGCAGCUAGGGGUUGAUGCUUGCAUCAAAUUAUUUGAGCAAUUCAAAUCUUAUGAGGGCCUUUACUUUUUCUUGGGAUCCUAUCUGAGCUCCAGCGAGGACCCAGAUAUCCAUUUCAAGUAUGGAUUUGCUAGGAGUUUUUCCAACUGGCCUUGCAACUUCAACACCUGAGACAAAUACAUCUCA